This is a messenger RNA of Cajanus cajan (pigeon pea), 1026 nucleotides long. Its product is annotated as small ribosomal subunit protein uS3z. Gene Ontology annotation, biological process: translation. Gene Ontology annotation, cellular component: cytosolic small ribosomal subunit; nucleus. NCBI's taxonomy places the organism in Eukaryota, Viridiplantae, Streptophyta, Magnoliopsida, Fabales, Fabaceae. The record is from RefSeq and is a predicted model, not a curated record. Gene Ontology annotation, molecular function: structural constituent of ribosome; RNA binding.
ACUUAUAUCCCCAAAGGCCCAAACCCUUAUUUUCGUAUAGAAUUAGGGUUUGCAGUGACAACUUUUGUUUCAGUGUGUUUAGAUCAGAAUCAGAUCGACAACCAUGGCGACGCAGAUGAGUAAGAAGAGAAAGUUUGUGGCCGAUGGAGUGUUCUUCGCUGAACUGAACGAGGUUCUGACGCGUGAGUUGGCGGAGGACGGUUACUCCGGCGUCGAGGUUAGGGUUACGCCCAUGCGCACCGAGAUCAUCAUCAGAGCCACCAGAACUCAAGCCGUUCUCGGUGAGAAGGGAAGGAGAAUUAGGGAACUAACCUCGGUGGUGCAGAAGAGGUUCAAGUUUCCCGAGAACAGUGUUGAGCUUUAUGCUGAAAAGGUCAACAACAGAGGUCUUUGUGCUAUUGCUCAGGCUGAAUCUCUUCGCUACAAGCUCCUUGGUGGCCUUGCUGUUCGUAGGGCAUGUUAUGGUGUUUUAAGAUUUGUGAUGGAAAGCGGUGCCAAGGGAUGUGAGGUCAUUGUUAGUGGAAAGUUGAGAGCUCAGAGAGCCAAGUCCAUGAAAUUCAAGGACGGUUACAUGAUUUCUUCUGGACAGCCAGUCAAGGAUUACAUUGACUCUGCAGUCAGACAUGUGCUCCUAAGACAGGGUGUUCUUGGUAUCAAGGUGAAGAUCAUGCUUGAUUGGGAUCCUAAAGGGAAACAGGGUCCUAAAACUCCCCUCCCUGAUAUUGUCACAAUCCACACUCCAAAGGAUGAGGAAGAAUACAAGCCACCAGUUGCUGCUGCUGCUGUUUUGGCAACUGAUAUUGAGGUCCCUGUUGCUUGAAGUGUAGUAAUUGUUAGUGCUCGAGUUCCUAGUAUGCAAUGUUUGUUGGGGAAAGACUAGUUCAAAAUUUUGGUAGUUUCUUUACAGUUUUUACAAAGUACCAAGUAUUUAAGCAUCAAUUAAUUUUUUUUAAUAAUUUAAAUCUUCACGCGCUGAGCACUAUGAAUUCUGUUAGUGAUUCAAGCUAUUGGUUUUGGUCUGUCUUA